This is a messenger RNA of Xyrauchen texanus (razorback sucker), 5201 nucleotides long. RefSeq names its product putative ATP-dependent RNA helicase an3. The coding region runs from base 306 to 2438 and encodes 710 amino acids. The record is from RefSeq and is a predicted model, not a curated record. Gene Ontology annotation, cellular component: nucleus; P granule. Gene Ontology annotation, molecular function: RNA binding; RNA helicase activity; ATP binding. Lineage: Eukaryota; Metazoa; Chordata; Actinopteri; Cypriniformes; Catostomidae. The transcript has 18 exons. Gene Ontology annotation, biological process: gamete generation; cell differentiation.
UGAAGCGCGUAAUCACCGUGUGCCAUCAGCACAGCGGACAUUAGACAGAAAUAUCGUGAACGAAGCUUCAUAUUUUGGAAUUUUGUUUGCCAAUAAAACGGCCAGAGAGCGGUUAACGUACUCUAAUUCGUUUCUUAAUAUUUUUCAUCAGCGGUCUUGCCACAAAAUUCCCUCGAAGAAAGACAAGAGUUAAAAAGAGCAAGUGUCGUCGUUAUAAAAAAAGGAGUCUUGGCUGAAAUCCUUUAGACAACAAAGAUAACGCUUCUCGGAAAUAAAGGAGUAAUCCUUACUCAUUCUCUUUAGAUAUGAGUCAUGUGGUCGUCGACGGUUCACACGGUCUAGAGCAGCAGCUUGCUGUUUUAGGCUUGAACUCCGCUGAAGGACAGGGUGCAGGCUCUGGCCGACGUUACAUUCCUCCUCAUUUGAGAAACAAAGAUGCAUCAAAAAACGAUUCUCCAGGAUGGGAUGGUGGUCGAAGCAAUGGUUUUGUUAAUGGGUACCAUGAUGGUCGUAUGAAUGGUAUUGCAAACUUUGGUCAUGGACUUCCUCGCAGUGACAGAGGAGGACGUGGUGGCUUUCGUGGGAACAGGAACUGUGGUUCCUUCAACCAGCCAAUGCUUAAUACAGGUUAUGGCAGUUACGAGGUCAAAGAUGGAGGCUGGAAUUCUAUGGUUACCAGAGAUGCCUACACCAGCUUUGGAGGACGUUCUGACAUAGGCAAGACUGCGUUCUUCAACGACAGAGGAGCUGGAUCAAGAGGAAGGUAUGAGCGUGGAGGCUUUGGAGGAGGAGGAACAGUAGGGAACAGUCGUUGGGUUGAAGAGUCCAGAGAUGAAGAAGACUGGUCAACGCCAAUGCCCCCCAAUGAGCGUCUGGAACAUGAGUUGUUCUCUGGUAGCAACACUGGAAUUAACUUUGAGAAGUAUGAUGACAUUCCCGUGGAAGCCACUGGAACAAACUGUCCGGGGCAUAUUGAGAGUUUCCAUGAUGUGGACAUGGGAGAGAUCAUUAUUGGCAACAUAAACUUGACCCGCUACACACGUCCUACUCCUGUUCAGAAGUAUGCAAUCCCCAUCAUCAAGUCUAAGAGGGACCUGAUGGCCUGUGCUCAGACAGGCUCAGGGAAAACUGCAGCCUUCCUGCUUCCUGUGCUGAGUCAGAUCUACACUGAUGGGCCUGGAGAGGCACUGCAGGCCACUAAAGCCAGCACCCAGCAGGAGAAUGGAAAAUACGGUCGCCGUAAACAGUAUCCCAUCUCUCUGGUCCUGGCUCCAACCAGAGAGCUUGCUCUUCAGAUCUAUGAUGAGGCCAGAAAGUUUUCUUACCGCUCCAAAGUGCGUCCAAGUGUAGUUUAUGGAGGUGCAGACAUAGGCCAACAGAUUCGUGAUUUGGAAAGAGGCUGUCACCUGCUUGUGGCCACACCGGGCCGUCUGGUAGACAUGAUGGAGCGGGGGAAAAUUGGCCUGGACUACUGCAAAUAUCUGGUGCUGGACGAGGCAGACAGAAUGCUCGAUAUGGGUUUCGAACCACAGAUCAGACGCAUCGUGGAGCAGGACACCAUGCCUCUGAAAGGUACUCGCCAGACCAUGAUGUUCAGUGCCACCUUCCCAAAGGAGAUCCAGGUUCUGGCACGUGACUUUCUAGAGGAGUACAUCUUCCUGGCUGUGGGGCGUGUGGGCUCAACCUCAGAGAACAUCACUCAGAAGGUAGUUUGGGUGGAAGAGAAUGACAAGCGCUCCUUCCUCCUCGACCUGCUCAAUGCCACAGGCAAGGAUUCUCUCACUCUGGUUUUUGUGGAAACUAAGAAGGGUGCAGAUGCUCUGGAGGACUUCCUCUACCGCGAGGGCUAUGCUUGCACCAGUAUCCAUGGUGACCGCUGUCAGCGUGAUCGUGAGGAAGCUCUCCACCAGUUCCGUUCUGGCCGCUGCCCUAUUAUGGUUGCCACUGCUGUGGCUGCACGUGGACUUGACAUUUCCAACGUGAAACACGUGAUAAAUUUUGACUUGCCUAGUGACAUUGAGGAAUAUGUCCACCGCAUUGGCCGUACAGGACGUGUGGGAAACCUUGGUUUGGCCACCUCUUUUUUCAAUGAUAAGAACAGCAACAUUACUAAAGAUUUGCUUGACAUUCUUGUGGAGGCCAAACAGGAGGUUCCUUCCUGGCUUGAGAACCUAGCCUACGAGCACCAGCACAAGAGCACCAACCGUGGACGCCCCAAGAGGUUCUCUGGUGGCUUUGGGGCCAGAGAUUACCGGCAAGUGGCUGGAGGUGGGAACACCUUUGGCAGCCGUGGUGCUCGCAAUACUGGUGCCCAUGGAGGGAACCGAGGUUUCGGAGGCAAUAAAGGUGGCUUUGGGAGUUUUGGCAGUGACAGCUACGGGGGCAACUAUGGAAACUAUGUAGGAAACUAUGCCCAGGUUGACUGGUGGGGCAACUAAAUAUGUGUUUGUAGAGGGUCACCAUGCCAAACUAGCCGAACUGAAACCACAUGUUAUCAUAGCCAGACUCUACCCUCUGUGUAGCUUUAUGAACUCGGUACAUUACACGCUCAGAUUCUCGGCCCACGUUCGAAAGGGAACUGAUAAAGAGAAGAUCUGCGGUAAAAUUAGAGCAGACCGAAAUUGAUGCCCUCUUGUGUAUUUGAUAUAGAAUAUUACAACACCAAGGGUUUCAUCUUUUCUUUGUUUAAAAAAAAAAAAGGAUCAUUUGUAAGUGAAUGUACUGUGCCUUUUUGAAUAUAGACAGGAAUUUUGUUUCAUUAAUUUAAUUGAGUGAACUUGUCCAAGAGCUUAAUUUGUUUUUGCUGUGAAGGCAUUUGAAAGCUUGUACUUAAUCAAACCUUGGCAAACACUCAGAUAAUGUGGCUCAAAUGAGUCGCUGUUUCAUUUGAACUUCAAAUUAUCAUCGAUAUCAUGAAGCCAACAAUACAAGCCACUGAACUAAAACACCAACACUGAAGCUUUGCAGUUUAAACUGCUCUUUGAACAACUGUGUCACAAGGGACAAAUAGGUCUGACUUAUUUUUGUUUCGCUCACUCUAUCCUAGAUAGCCACCUAUUUAGGGAUAUGGUUGUCUUGGAAAAAGAUCAUUCCUGUUGUGAUUUAAUUCGACAAAAUAUUUGGAAAACACUCACUGUUUGAAAAUUCGAAAUGCUGGAACUUCUUACUCUACUUAUUUUAAUUGACUUGACAGUGUUGUGGCAGCUAGUAAGAAACACGUGCUAGCCACUGUAAGUGGGCAGCAUUUUUUGUAAUUUUCUUUUAUUUAAAACAACAUUUUAGAGAAGCAAAUGUGAUUAAAAAAACAUCAUGUUUUUUUGAUUAAAUGUUUCUUUAUUAAUGUCAAAACAAAAAAAUGCCUGCCAUCCUGAAAAUGAAGUUCAAACGGCUACUAACAGACCACAGAACCAAGGUGGCUGUGCCUUUCAAACAUGACUGCUUUGGUUAAACACGCAUGCUAGUGUUUUGUGUUUUGGUCAAGGAGAGAAGAAUAAUGAAUUGUCGCAGGCUUUGUUUUAAUACAAAUGUCCUCUUUUCAAGCUGCGUGGUAGGUAUGGCUCCCUUUUUCCAAAGGUAGAGGCCGCGCGAAAAUUCAUUUUGAGGCAGUGGCAGACCUGACCCUGGAAUUUGUUGGGUUGGGCUUGACCGUGAGUGCAGUUAGACAGGCCACCAUUUUAGCUUGAGUUAGGCCCCACUGUUCUGUUAGUGGGCCAAACACCAGGUGUUGUCCUCGUGGUACACAAAUGCUGUCAGCUCCUGAGGUUCAUCUGAUUUGAUGUGAACUAAACCACUGGCCAAAGAGCCAGUUUUCUGCUUCUUUUUAUAAAAGGAAGGAAGCAUUUGAGUGGAGAAGAAAUAAGGCAUUUAACACAAGUGCAAUAGAUUUUCUUCUCAAGUGAGUUGUGCCUUGAUUUAUUAUUACGUUUUUCUUAAUUGUUGAAUUCAAGCAGAUGUACUGACAGUAUUUAGAACUUAAAGUUGAAUGGUGCUACUUAAGUAAGGUCUAGGCCCAUGUAUGGUGUGCCCAUCACGUUUUACAAAGUUCUUUUAUUGCACAUUUAGAGUUUUAUAUUACUGUCUUGAGUUCAUGUGCUCAAGCUUCCAAAUAUUGUGUAAUGACAUGAGAAAUGCAGCUUGUUUACAAAAGGGGAAGUGUUCUCAAUAUUUAACAGGAUUUAUUUGGGACCAGGGGGAUUAGCAGUGGGGAAUUUAGCUGUAUGCACACAGAUUUCCACUUUUGCUGCUAGUUUUGUGUAAUUUAUUAAGCAUUUUUUGAGAAUAUUUAUUUUUAUAAGCCUCAAAGUGAUUCUUUGAAAGUUUCAAGAAACUUGACCAAAAGACAAUACCUAAACACUGGCACUUGAAUGUUGAAUGUCACCUGUAUGUGUGGAAUUUCUAUACUUUGGGUAGUGUGAGCUUUUUAAUGUUUCCAACAUGUUGGACUCUGUCAGUAUCCUGAGCUGUUAAAGGCCAAAUGGCCGCACAUCGAACAUUGGCACGUGGAAGUACCAAUUGGCUUUCAAAAUGGGGUGGGGGGGACAUGCCAAGGUUUGGAAUAAGAAAAUAAAAAAAUAAAAUUCCUUAGUUUCUGUGAAAAAAAUUGUCCAGAAUCUCCAAACAUGUGUUUUUUUUUUCUGUCUUUCUGAUUGGCAUUUGUUCUGUUUAAGGUGUUUUUUUUUUUUUUUUUUUUUUUUUUCUGUCAAUGUCUGGCACAUGGCAAUCUUAAACAUGUGGUUAAUAUCUAUUGUAUUUGCAUAAUGGAAACUCUAGGAUUUGUCCUCUCAGGAGAAGCUGCAAUUGCCCAUGCUAGCAAUAAGUCAUAAUUCCUGCCCUCCAAUCAAAUGGAAAGAGGUAAUUCGCUUGCUCCCUGAGAUGACACCAGAGAUAUUUCGAUUUCAGAUUUGCUUUAUGUUGUAGCUUACAGGCUAUGCACUGCAUGAGAUGACUCAGUUGUGCGUUUAUUGUAUGAUUUUACAAAAAUAAAAAUUUCUGAUGCAAAUUCCUUACAAAUCAAGCAUAAUUUCUGAAAUGUUAGAUGUAGUAACACAAAUGGGUCAAACAUUGUAACAACUGUUCUGGGUGUGACCUGAACUUAAAUGGAGUUGUUUGAAAUGUGUUCACCCCAGUUUGUUUACAAAAUAGAAAUCAUUCUUUACCUAGCAAGUGUCCCUUGUUUUAUUUCCUGUGCUUGCAAUGGGUGC